Podarcis lilfordi (Lilford's wall lizard) is the source of this 13800-nucleotide messenger RNA. NCBI's taxonomy places the organism in Eukaryota, Metazoa, Chordata, Lepidosauria, Squamata, Lacertidae. The record is from the annotation of a GenBank genome assembly.
AUGCAACCAGGAGAGCAUCUCUAUGCCCCGCAACAGCAGAGCUCCCUGGAAUUGAACCCUGCUUAUUACCAGCAAGCUGCUUUUUGUGGAACUGGGCUUUAUGAGACUUCCCAGGUGAGCAACUGCCCAGUUCCAUAUUACGGUGCGGAGAUGGUGAGGCAGCCUCCACCAUCAGCUGGGAACUUCUUCAUGGCAUCAAGCACUUACACUCCCUGGUCUGCAACGGGGAAUUAUUCAGCUACAAAUCCUGUACAAAUGCAGAAUGUUGAUGGAAGUGCUUCGGACUCUCAGUUUUUCUCUUUAAGUCAGGUUUCGGAACAAAAGAGCCAGACUGCCAAGGAGAAUUGGUUUCAGGGCAAAGAUUUACGAUGAGAACCUGUAGCAUUAAAGUAGCAACCAAACAAGCUGCCCAGGAGUCUUACUCCAUCCUAUGGUGUAAGAUGUUUGCAAAUGCUGCUUGAAAAAUACCAAAAAUAGACAUGAAAGAAAUCCUUUUCCAGAUUAGCAUCCCAACUCCUUCCUUGCUAUCCUGUACAUAUUUUACAAGCUCCGUCUUUUAAUGCAUUUUAAUGUAUUACUUUGAUGUUUUGAAUAAAGUUUGUUUUUUUUUUUUAAAAGAAGAAGAAGCAGGGGAAGAUUCAGAGCUGGAGGGUGGGUUGGAAGAAGGGGACUAAGAGGCAGGUCAGGCAAGUGAAGGGUCAGGUGCUUACCAAACCUCUCCUGCACAACUGUCUCCAAAACCAAGAAGGGAUUGAAAAGAGAGGGGCAGAGGCAGUUUCCACACAUAGGCAUAGUCUCUGGCUACCGGGGGAAGGUGCAUCAACUGGUGGAGGGGGAGUGGUCCCUUGUUGCUGCAACUGCUCCAUAAAGCGCAGAGAUGGGAAUAGCUGCCUAGCCGCUAGAUUGCUGUGCGUAGCUACCCAGAGCUGUAGAAGCAAACCGUGAGUGUUAUUUUUUUGACAAUAAAUGCUUAACUAUCUGCUGUAUGCAUUCCUUCGGCUGGGAAGCACCUUGACAGAUGGGCAUUACGAUGAGCAAAAUAAGAAGUACCUUGCUGAAAUUCAGCAAUAAGAGUUGCCAACUUCUGCCAGCAUUUCCUGCAACAGGCACAAGUUCUCUUAUGACGUAUCUGUGAACUGUUUGUACAAUACACUGGUAACUGGUGUGGGAGAGGAGAAAAGGGACUUUUUGGCACCGGCUGUAAUGACUGAGGUACCUUUCCGAGGGAAAUUCACUUCUCUUCCCUCUCAAAGUGUCCAUAUACUGAUUUGUAGGUAAUUCAACUGAUAUUUAAGGAUCUGUUGGCUGACUGGUUCCUGGGAGUUGUCUCAGUUGGUAGAGCAAGAUUCUUAAUCUCAGGGUCAUGGGUUCGUGCCCCAUGUUGGGUAAAAGAUCCCUGCAUUACAGGGGGUUGGACUAGAUGACCCUUGUGGUCCCUUCCAACUCUACAAUUCUAUGAUCUCAAUACUCUGGGCUUAUCUACACUUCUGCUUGUCCUGGGCCUAGAAAGCUGAGUCAUUUUCCACAUGUGCCAUGCUUUCUAAGCAUGGGUUCAAGCAGUUUUGCCCCACCGCUUCCCUCUGGAAAAUCCAAUUGCCGUUUGUUCCAAUUCAGAGCUAAAGAUUGGGUUUUCUUGGGGGAAAGGGCAGGCCAAACAGAGGUCUGGAUAAGCCCUCUCUUGGAUCCGUUUCAUGGCUUUUAUUAAUAUGACUGUGUUAGAUUUUGUACUUAAAUUUUUCACAAGGCUUGGGAUGACCCUGUACCUUUAGCCGGCUUGAGCUCACUUGCCCCAAUUUGCCGAACAAAACCUGCAAAUCAGUAAAUAGGGUUUGUUCUUAGGUUGCCUAAGAAUCAGUUCUGGACAGUGAGGCAGAGAAGCUCCGCGAAAGCACCUUCUUAAUUCUCCUUUCAAGCCACAAACAUCUAAAAGAACUGCAUGCGGUCAGGCCGGGCUAGUAGUGGUUUCCACUGCUAAGUAAUUUCUGUGGGCUUAUUGUAAUUUGUGUGGCAUUUUUCUUUGCCACACCAGGAUCACACGAUCGAGACCACUUCUUCCAAACAACUUGCAAGGAAUCGUAUCCCUGGCACAAUACUUUGUCAUGAGCCAGCCCUAGAUUUCGACAUGAUCUGUCUUGUGUAAUGGCUUCUGGAGUGAUGUGCUCAGGCUGACGCCAAGGUUUCUCAGGCUGGCAGCGCGCCUAGUCCUGCCCACACUACUGAGGAGGGUGAGUCAAAAGCAUCUUGCCCGCAGGAGCCUUUUCACAUCGUAUCUGCCCUUCUGCCAGCCUAGAUGGCUCUUGGCUUCCUUUCGCCCGGGUGUCAAGUCUGUGCGUACCUGCCGGCUUACUAACUGUUGCGGGCACUGGUAAGUGCGUUCAUUUCUUAACCCUUGCACAUUUUCAGAGUCCAAACAGAUAUAAUAUCUGCAUUCAGAUCUGCAUUGCUUCAUGCUUUGUGCAUUCUCUGCAAGGAGGAGUAGAUGGUUCUGUUGUGUUUCAAAACUCUCACAUCCACUUGUUGUGGGUGCAGAUAUUAUAUAUGUUUUGUUCCAGGCUUAGUAGGGCAUUGGUUUCAGUCACGCUAUAAUGAAUGUGGUGGCCAGGCAGGAUGAAAAAUUGUGUAUCUGUGGUAUGAGGAGCCCAAAUGGCACCAACAUGAUAAAAAACACAAUAUGAUUGUAUAUAUUGCAGGGGCCAGUGGUGCUGGGAGUCGUAGUUUAGCAGCGUCCUGAGGGCACUUGGAUUAUAGGUUUAUGGUUGUGUGGUAUUUGUGUGGUUGUUCGAGCUGCUCGUGCCCUUUUGUUUACUUCACUCAUGCCUUAUUCAUGAGAAGUUUUUAAAAAGAAAUAAAAUCAAUUAGGAGAGCGUGAGACUUUUAACCUGAGGGUUGUGGGUUCAUUUCAGGGGGUUAGAGUAGAUGAGCCUUCCAAAUCUACAAUUCUGUGAUUUCUUAUCCAUCUUUCACCCUGAGGUGAGUUACAACAGUGUAAAAAUACAAUUGUGAAACAGCUAAAAUGGAUUAAAAGAAAGGGAAUAGGGCGAACACAAAAGCUGCUUUAUGUUGAUGUAGCAGUUCAGAUCUGGAGGUCCCUAACCCUAUUUUCAUGUUUGAAGUUCUAUGACUACCUGCAUGCUAUGCCCCACAAGCUAGAGGGGCAAGGGUUGGAUAAGAGAAAUGGCAUUGGGAAGGCUUAAUCCCCAUACCCCAAGGCAACAUAUUCAAGCGGACUCUGAAUCAGGGCAUUUCCAUGGUUGCAUUUGCUUUUUAAAAGUUGUAAAGUGGGAGAUGCAAUUACAGGACUUCCGCCAUCUUGUCUAGUUUGGCCCUUAAAAGUGGGACAAGUUUAAAAGUAGACUCCAGUUGAAGCAAAUGUGAAUGCAAUCGCACUAAAAUUUGGGAACAUGAUGGGAAAGACAGAUUUUUAAACAAUAAUAAUGCUAUCUUAUUUUCAGUAUUUGUGUGGCACCCAAUCACAGAUUUACUGUGUGGCUGCCAUAUUAUACAGGGUCAGACGGUUUAUUCAACUGACUGCUCUGACUAAACUCUGCAUCAGCGGACAUAGUUGUUGUUGGACUACAACUCCCAUCAUCCCUAACCAGUGUUAGAAACUGAGAUAGGAAAGCUAGGAGCUAAAUGGCAACUUAAACCUAGGUUAUGGGCGCAACAACGGAAUGUCUAGGCCCCCUUUUUUAUAAGAAGAAUACAAAGCUGAAAAUGAAUGAACCGCAGCUAAAAUACUAUGUUCAUUUUUCACAUGGUCUGGUCCUUUCCCUGCUCGCCCCCCUAAUAUUCUUAACAGGGUCUCUUCUCCAGUCUUCAGAGAGCAGCUAGAAGCGGGGAGGCAGAAAAAGACCCUCCUUUCCUCCCACUCUGCAGUUUCAAUCUGAAAUCUUAGGCGCAGCACUGUGCCCUGAGCUCAGAAACUGCUCGUGCUAAUGAAAUUCCCUGCCGCAAAAUGCGCCCAGAACAGGGGGAGUUUCGAACACUGUCCCUAACCAUUGGUCAUGCUGGUUGGGAUUUGCAGGAGUUGUACUCCACAACAGCAGGAGGGCACUGCCAUCUACUCCUUGGCUAGGGGUUUUUCUUCGUAGCCACCUGGCUGAGGUCUGUCUCAGCUCUGCUUCCCAACAUCCUUUUAACAGGUUUCCAGGAACUGGCUCCAGGCACAAGCUCUUAAAUCCUACAUUGCAAAAUGUUUUCCAAGUACCAAUCCGAGCUACAGAUUUUACAGCGGUUAAGCCACUUAAAUCCUCCUCCUUUGUCCACAGCAUUGGCUGGUGGUGUUUAAUAAUAGCAGUUAAGUUAGAAUCAAUACUACUGUCAGAACAGUAGUAAAUACGCAGAUAUAUGACAUCUGGGUAUUGGUCUCCUACCCUCUCACCCCAUCGCCACCGCUGAUACUCACUGAUGUGGGAUGAAUAGAUUACUAUGAUUUAUUAAUUUUUUUAGGGAAGAAAACAAAAAACAACCGGUUAACUUGAAAUGCUGUUGGGAAUAUCUGUUCUGGUUGCUAGGAUUAAAGUCUUCAGAGAAAACUCUGGGAUUGAACAGCGAUUUGUAUAAUCCAAGACAAUGCUCUUUAAAUAUGUUGAACCCCACAGAAACCCCAUUAUCUGCUCUCCUUUUUUUUCCUCUCUACCAUCCUGGUGGGGCAGAGGUGCAGGUACAGAGGGAAAUGGUGGGCCGUGGAACAAACCUCUUCUCUACCACCAUCAUCCCACCCACAGGUGUCUUGCCAGCAAAGUACCACUUUUUCUUCUAUCUCCAUCUCUGGUUCGGUUAGUAAGGGGCCAACUGGAAAGUCUUAAAUGGCCUGUUUUGAUUCAGAGGUUGUCAGUUGCUGACCCAUGUUUCACAUCUUGACCUGCCUUGAUGUCCACCAAUGUCCCAAUCACUGUGUUAUUGUAUGAGUUUUAAUUUGCUUUAGUCUAUUCCAUUGCGGUUCUAACCUUCUGAAUGUUUUAAAUAACGGUGAUAAUUUUUUUAGUGAUAAUUUUAUUGUUUUAUCUUCUUUCUAAACCUAAACUGCUUCGAGGGUCCGUCCCCCCCUUUACAAUCGAGUGGUGUGUACAUUUUAUGAAAUAAAAUAAAUAUUGUUUGAUCGCCCUGGGAACCAAUGUGGUCAACUUGGUAUUUUAUUUUUUUUAUUUUUUGCUUUCCUUACAGUUCUUUCCUUGGGGGACUUCAGGUCCAUGCCACACAAAUUAAAACACUAGAAUUGGCACAUCCCAUCGCUCUUGUUCUGUUCCAGAGUGCUGCAGUCCUAUAUGAUGGGAAUGGAUUUGCUUAUUUCGUAUAUCAAAUGUCCCCUUAAAAAUAUAUGGCAGUGGUCUCUCCUUUCCAUCUGCCAUUCCAACUUAUGAAUGAGCCCUACCGCCUUGCCCCUUUUCAUUUUUUAACCAAAAUCGUAGCAUCUCCAGCCAUAUGCCGGCAGAGCUAACAGAUUCGGAGUUCACAGUGGCUAAGUCCAAGUAGAAUCCCUGCUUCAAAACAUGCCUUUUGCCAUAUGCUGCGAUGGCUUGUUUGGAAUAUUGUACAAAUAAGAUCUCCGCAGCCUCCAAGGUCGGAUGUGGGGGAGAUUCUGACUCAGUUCUGUCUCUUUGAAACUGUGUUCUAGGUUAGAGGGAACGUAGAUUGGCACAUUCCUGGUUGUAUGCAAUGUGUGAGUAAUGAAUCAGUAUUUAUUGCACAAAUGUUUUCCCAAGAUGGCACUAAUGAUAUCACUGUGACUGAGGAAAGAUCAGUGUGCCGCUAGCCUUUUUAUUAUGCACAUGGUUCGCUCUUCCAUGAUGCAAUGCGCUUGUGUGAACUAAUCAAAUAAAACAUUUUUGUUUAGGCAAGCCUAUCCCAGAUAUAUAGAUGUUGACAUAUUUUAAUCUCUUUUUAGAUUACCUCUGGUUUUACUUGUUUUUGAAAAGUUUUCACUACAGUAUUUGCUUUUAAAAACUGUUUUGAUUGAUAAUUUUAAAAAAGUCUUGUAAACUGCUUUAGAGGUUUUGUUACAAUCAAGUGGUAUAUAAUUUUUUGUAGAACAAAGAAAAAGCCUGUAGAUCCUGUGCGGUUUUUUUGUUUUUUGUUUUAAAUGUGCCUUUGAUUGUGCCAUGAGCAAAGUAACCCAGAAAUAUUUUAAAUAAGAAAAUAAAAUGUUGCCGGGGAAAUAGAUAGCUUAGUUGGUUAGAGAGUGGUGCUUAUAAUGCCAGGGUUGCAGGUUUGAUUCCCAUAUGGGACAGCUGUGUGUUGGACUAGAUGAUCCUCAAGGUCCCUUCCAAGUCUCUGAUUCUAUAACUGAGAAUCUUCCAUUUUCCCCAACUGCUCCCUCUGAGUCCCUUGAGAAUCCCUCUUCUUUGGAGAAACCCUGCAAAAACCCUGGAAAAGGGAAUGUAUUUAUCUGCUCCCUUUUAGAGCACAUCCCUCACAAGGAGUUAUAUAGCUAAAGGAGAUCCACUUAAAUGGUAUGGAAUCUAAAAAUCCAGAAUGCAGGGGUGAAUGUAUGCCCUUAUAUUUGGUUUUUUAAAAAGGGGGGGCACUUAAGUUGGUGUCCAGGCAGUCCAAAUUAAGGGCCUAUAGCAUGACAGGUUGCAAAAGCUAGCUUAUCACAGACAGUGGCGAGCAUGAGCUAUGUAAGGCACGCCGUCAAUUAGUGGAUAUCUUCUUCUGCUUCCCUUCCGAGAUUCCAGCGGACAUUGCCCACACCCUUUGAAGUAUCCUUGGAGCCCGUAAGGAUUGGAAUUUUACUCUUUGAAAGUGGCAACCACUGCCUACUGAAAAGCAAGAUUGCUUGCUGACUCCCCUGUUUCGGUAGAAAAAACAGUUUGCAAUUUACACUUGGGGGUUCUUGGCUAAUCGAUGGACAAACCAGACCGCCCCCCGCAACCUUCUCCUACCGACGUGCCGUUCAAUUCUGUGUCUCUCAGUGCCUCUCAAUUCUGUAUCUCUCAGUGAUGGUUUCAUGGAGAAUUCAUAAUGGUCCAAGUUGGGAACUCUUUGAACAUCAAGCCAGUACCUUGUAAACAAAAUAAUCCCAUCGGGUCUCUAGGUGAAAUUGGUUUUGUAGGAUUGUUUUGUCUUGAAACCUUGUCAGCUAGUGGAGUAAUGGAUACCUUUUUCUUCUUUUUUUUGUUUGUUUUGUUUUUCAGACAUGUGUUCAGAGCUUGACCUGGGCUUUUUCUCUAUGGCGAUGUGGACCAUUGGCCUCGGAGCCAUUGGGGCUGCUGUGACAGGGAUAAUCCUUGCCAAUACAGAUUUGUUUCUGACUAAAGCGGAAAAGGCUUCCUUGGAUUUUCUCGGGUCGGCAGAUCUGAAGACUCUGGGAGGAGGUAAGGCUUAUGUGUGGUAGGGUCCUCUGUGGGCUAAGAACCCAGCGUUCUGAAAAAGCAGUCGGUUAUACUUUGGAAAGCCUGUUGCGGGAAAGAACCUGGAUUUCCAGGCAUGGGAAAAAGACCCAUGAGCGGUAUUUUUGUCUUUGUGGAAUCUGAUCUGCAGCUUUCUCAUCUGUGGCAUAGAGUUUAACACAAUUCCCUUUGUUUCCAGCAGGCACUGAACUGCUUAUAUCAGAGGUUUUCAACCUUUCUGAGUCUAUGGCUCCCUUAACCAACUACAUUCUUUCUGUGGCACCCCUGUAAGGCUCAGGAGCCCAGUUGUGUCACCCCGUGCUUGCAGAGCUGGCAACCUCUCACCCAUUUUCAAACACCCUCCCUUGUGGAGUGUUCCCUCAGCCCCCUCUCCUCGCCCCUCUCCUUGGGAAUCCUCUGGGCAGCAGCUGCUGCCGUCCCUGGACAACAUUUCCCUAUGGAGCUUAUAGCCAGGGCUGCUGCAAUAAAUAGCUGUGCUAGCCUUUGGGAAACAGAACUGAGAGGGCAUCAGAGGAGGGAGGGAAGGAAAGAGGGACAGAAGCCAGUGUUGCCUGCAGCACCCCUGACCAUCAUUCAAGGCACCCCAGGGUGCCACGGCACACUGGUUCGAAACCACUGGCUUAUAUGAUUAAAAUGGCACCACAUGUGCACAAGUGGGACAUAAUCAAUGGGCUUGUUUGCAGAAGUACAAAAAAUUUUUUUUUUGAGGGGGAAGCCCUCUGGGAACUGCAGAAACAACCCAGGGAGGGCCGAAUACGAUCAGUGCACACAGAAUGCUGACUGUCUUGCGGAAAUGAGUGUCAGGAGUGUGGGAUAGAAUAUUUGGAAUCUUGAACAGAAGCGCUUCACUCUGCAACACUUGGUUACAGAUCCCACUUGCUCCCCUGUUUCUGAAAGAAAAUGUGUUCACUGAAAGGCCCCAGCCCAACUCAGUGAGGCUGUACUUGCCACGCACAGUUUGUGAGCCUGUGGCAUGGUGGCUUCAAUUAUAUCAUUCAGCGUAACACUUGAAAUUCAAGUGGUCUCCAGAAAGCCCCAUAAAUAAUAUCGAAAAAAGCUGAGAAGAUAGUCCAUCUCACACGGCUGCCGAAGUGAACAAGAGGCAACAAGGACCAUAAUGACAUGUGCUAUUGUUUGUCCCUCAGCAGAGCCAAGAGCAUUCAAAGCAGAGGAACUGUGGAGGAAGCAUGGUGCCGUCAUCAUGGCUGUGCGGCGGCCUGGGUGAUUUUUGUGCAGAGAGGUAGCGUGUUUUCCUUGUGGUUUCUUUCUAAAGACCAAAUGAUGGGGUUUAACCUUGCUAUUUCAAGACGCUUGUGGGCUUCACAGAUACAGAGAUAAGGGUCUAGUAUAUUUUCCAUGUUGCCAAUUUUUUGGUACUACGUUAAAGAGUUUCACAGAAUCAUAGAGCUGGAAGGGACCAUGAGGGACAUCUAGUCCAACCCCCUGCAAUGCAGGAAUCUCGUGCCCAAGUGGGGCUUGAACUCACAACCCGGAGAUUAAGAGUCUCAUGCUGUACCAACUGAGUUACCAUAUUUGCUUCUUGGGUUUUUUUUUGUCAAUCUCCUUUUCCAAAUCUUCCAUUCGGAUGAGCUGCAGUAGGAAUAUUACAGGUCCAGUCCUGUUUGCAUUUUCUUUUUCAUACUCAAGUCCUCUUCCUAUGUCUACCUUCCUCCUAUUGUUCUGUGUUGGACGCCUGGCAGUGUGGAGAUGCGGUGGAGAGAUCCUUCAGCGGCUAAACUUACCAUUAAUUUUGAGCUUAGGUUUCCUUAGGUUACAACAUGUGUUUUGACCUUUGCAUCUUGCUUGGCUUUAGAUUUACACAAGGAAAGCCUGAUUUUCCUCCCAGUUAUGUUAAUUAGAUUAUUACAAUAAUAAGAUGAUUACAAUAAUAAAGUAUAUACACAGAGAGAGACAACAAUUUAAAACAAGGUACUAAUUAAAAUGUUCUUUUAAUUAAUCCUGCAAUCCUAACCCUAGGAAGAAGCCCCUUUGAAUUCACCAGUACAUGGUUAGGAUUGCACUGUUACUUAUUUUAAAUAUUUUUAGGUUGCAUACCCGGACUGUGUCCAGCCAACUAAACCGCAAAACCACAAGAAAUUGAAAGAAGGCGACAGUCCUAAAAUCUGCAACAAAUAAUGGAAUUAAAAUGUGAAAAGCGGUAGCAGAGCACAGUUGAAAGUGUUCUAGCUGUCUAAAGAUGGAAAAGAAAGAAUCCAGUGGCGUUCAGCUAGGAGGUCCACAGUUGCAACACCACCAUGCAGCAGGCUCUGCCUGUUCCUUAGAUAGGCCACAGAGCAUUAGCACUUCUAAAAUCCCCUCCCAAUGUGAUGCCAUCUUAACAUACAUUCCCACAGGCUUCAUUUCAGGGCAUGUUUGAUAAGAGCAGUAUGAGGGUUGUCGCUAUAUAGGGAUGGUUGUAGGCUGCAGCCACAUAACUUAUCUCUUCUCUCAUUCGUAAGGAAGCUGCUCAGCUGUCCUCUCUGAAGCCCCGGCUUGACCAGCUGGGCGUUCCCCUGUAUGCUGUUGUGAAGGAGAACAUUGGGACCGAGGUGGAGCAAUUUCAGCCGUAUUUCAAGGGGGAGAUAUUUCUGGAUGCACAGGUAGAUCCAAUUGGUGACUUGUACUUGGGUUGUUCAUCUGUCUCAUAGAUUAUGUUAGACGUUUUGAGCCACUCUGUCUGAAUGCGUUUUCAGGUGCGAGGCUUAAGGCUAUUCUUGCUUAAACUGGUUUGUGAAGCAAUCAUUAAGUUUGCACUGGCCAAAAAGCUUAUACAGUGGUACCUCGGGUUACAUAUGCUUUAGGUUACAUACGCUUCAGGUUACAGACUCUGCUAACCCAGAAAUAUUACCUCGGGUUAAGAACUUUGUUUCAGGAUGAGAACAGUAAUCGUGCUCCGGUGGUGCGGCAGCAGCAGGAGGCCCCAUUAGCUAAAGUGGUUCUUCAGGUUAAGCACAGUUUCAGGUUAAGAACGGACCUCCGGAACGAAUUAAGUACUUAACCUGAGGUACCACUGUACGGUCCUUUACUGGCAAAAGGUUCACAGGUGGCUCAAAGAUAUGUGUGGGAAAACUCCACAAUUUACCAUUGAGCCCCUCCUGUGCUGCUUGGCUGAAGGUGUGAUCAUUUGCAAAUGUGAAACACAAGACUUUUUGUAAUGCACAUUUGCAUUCUGAAUACCAUUUGCAUUGCAUAGUGAUUUGGGUUUUUUUUAAAAAAAAUGCCCAUAGCUUGGGUAAUGGCUCCCCAAUGACCUACAAAGGCAUGCCUCUCUUGCUGUCUUCUUUGCAGGGGCACACAGUGAGAAUACACUCCCACAUAAGUUUUUGACCACCUUCAGAAAUGAAAGCUGCUCAUGUUGGGCCAUGAUCCCACUUACUAAAACUUCAGAGCACACAGAUCCCUCCAGCAGAGCCACUGUGAUAAGAGAUGUGGCUAUGCCUCUUCUGUUGCAACUAGGGGGUCUGGAGGGAAGUCGGUGGCAUGAAGAUUAUCUUAGCAAAGCUGCUACUUAAGAGGCUAAUUGGCUUUUGCUUUUCUAUUUAUAUAUCAUAAAUAGACAUAGGCAGAAAACAGGUUAGCUCUGAAGCACUGGCCUGUCUUUGCAUGAUUUCCCCAUUAGCAUGCAUAGAUAAAUGGAAAGAUUAGGACAUUUAUUUAUUUCCCACAUAAUUGGGCUGUGUGUCUUAUUAGGCACCCCAUGUUUUAGCAGGUGCCAAAAAUAAAAAUAAAGUUGGUAACAAAUCAGUUGCGUGUGGUUCACCCGUAAGAACAGAUACUGUGAUGUCAUUUCACUAUGUUUACUAAUGGUAAACCAAGGGGGGAGUAAGCUGUUUUGAAAAUGUUCGGGGCAGAAUAAAAGCAGAUCCUUUUUUAACGGUGAGGCUGCGCUGCAAACAGCGUAUGGAUCGGUAUGCAGAUGAGGGGCGAAGGGGGGAGGCAGGCAAGAAAGAAAUGAAUGAAAAGGUAGAGGGGGGAGCAACUCUUUACUCAGGAGGGGGUGCUAAAAACAUUACAAUUCCGCAGCUAGGAAAUCCAAAUUCUAUGUCAACCAAGUGAACCUGGUUUCAGCAACUUAGCUAAAUCAUUCAAUGCCCUCGCCCCAGGUCUGGCCGACCCAUGAGACGGGGUGCAGCAGGAUCCACAGAGGGAGCUGAUCCUGCCUCCAAGGAAUGCAUUGCCUGUUGCUUUUGCAGUGGCAGCUCCUCGGGGGCUGGAUUUGCCACUUCCUCAGCAGCCGCACCCCAAUGCUGUCUCUACAAUGGCCUCUUGGCCAGUAGGAGGCGCUGCUGGUCUCCUCUCACCCUUGUCCCUGAUGUACAGCUUUAUUCCCAUCUUGUUCCUGAUGUAGAUCUCCGCUCACCCAUUCUCCCAUGGUGGUGGGGAGGCGCCAUUUUGUGGCUUGCCUCAGGCACCAAAAUGUCUUGGGUCAGUCCUGCUCCCCACAGCCAUUAGAGACCUUACGCAAUGACUCUUCCAGCCCCUGAAAUUGCAGCAGCCAUCACCUAAGUACUUUCAAAGAAUCAUAGAUUUGGAAGGGGCACAAGGGUCAUCUAGUCCAACCCUCUGCAACGCAGGAAUCUCAGCUAAAGCAUUUCAAGCAUAUAUUUGUAGCUAAAGGGCUAGAAGCUUAUUUUGGCGUGAAAGCCAAGAUUCUGAAGAAGCUUAGUUUUUGCACCCAGUACCACGCUCUGUAGGGACACAGGUGGCUCUGUGGUGUAAACCACUGAGCCUUGGGCUUGCUGGUCGGAAGGUUGGCAGUUCGAAUCCCCACGACAGCGUGAGCUCCCGUUGCUCGGUCCAUGCUCCUGCCAACCUAGCAGUUUGAAAGCACGUCAAAGUGCAAGUAGAUAAAUAAGUACUGCUCCGGCGGGAAGGUAAACAGCGUUUCCGUGCGCUGCUCUAGUUUCGCCAGAAGCGGCUUAGUCAUGCUGGCCACAUGACCCAGAAAAACUGUCUGCAGACAAACGUCGGCUCCCUCUGCCAGUAAAGCGAGAUGAGCACUGCAACCCCAGAGAUGUUCAUGACUGGACUUAACUGUCAGGGGUCCUUCGUGACCGACACUUCGUGACCCCAUGGACCAGAGCACGCCAGGCACUUUACCUUUACCUUUUUACCACGCUCUGUGGCUAUGCACACACCAUACAUAUAAAGUACCUUGCCCCCAAAGAAUGCUGGGAACUCUAGUUUACCCCUCAGAGGUACAAUCUCCAGGACCCUUAAACUACAGCUCCCAGGUUUCUUUGUAGGGAGCAAUGUGCUUUAAAUGUAUAUAGCAUGCAAGCAGCCUACUUUCCCUGCACUCCUGCAGAAUGAGAAUGUACACAAAGUCCUAUCGGUGGUAGUCUGAACCUUGUUUACCUUUUGUUUUGCUCCGGAUCAGGAAGCGUUGUGUUUCUCUAGGAAGAACACACUCUCUCUGUUUUGACUCAAGUGUUUCUAAUCCCUUUCUAUAGAGACGUUUCUAUGGGCCUAAGAAAAGAAAGAUGACCUUUUUGGGCAUGUUUCGCUGCAGCGUCUGGAGGCAUUUCUUCAACGCUUGGAAGCAUGGCUAUACUGGGAACUUGGAAGGAGAAGGCUUUGUCCUGGGAGGAGUUUUCGUUAUUGGUCCUGGGGAGCAGGUAUCUGUGUGUAUGUCUGUGUGUGUGUGUGUGUGUGUGUGUGUGUGUGUAAAUGAGCGAGUGCAAAGCUGUUUCCAUCCAUCCUGUAGUUCCAUGUUCUGCAGUUUUCAACCUCCAGAAGGGUCUUAAAGACCACUGCUCUCUCUUGUCUGGUCUCCUGCAUUGAGGCAGAACUAUGGCUCCAUUGAACAUUCAGCAUCCUUCCCAGAGGGCGGCCCCACUUUUUUGUUUUCAUGAUCUGGGAAAGAUGCAAAGAGGUAUUCAUCUUGCUGAAAGCCCAGGCCUUGAUUCUGGCAGCUGACUCCGUUCCCAAAAGGCCAGGGAGCAAAAAAGUUAGUCUUACAAAGGUAACGAAAUGCAGAAUACUGAAAUCCUAACCGGGGGGAUCAGGUGUGGUAUUGCUUUCUUUUUUUUAAGGACAUGGCAGGAUUAAGUAAGUAAGGGAUGUGGUAAAUGAGGCAUGGGCAUCGCCAGGAUUUAUUGGGGAAGUGGGGCAGGACACCACCACCACCCUGGUCCUGUUCCAGAAGUGGAUCUACUCAAUUAGGGAUUUUCUCAAUUUUGCACCCGUGUGGAGGAAGCGCCUGUGCUGCCUAAAUCCAGCGCUACUUCACGUGCACAGAAAUAGGGAGCUUAGAGGAGUUGCUGAAGUUUAAGAGUCUCAAACAUAGUCUUAUACAAAGGAAGUGCGUACCUGACCCACAUUUUCCCUUUUAUUUUAGGGCAUUCUCCUGGAGCAUCGUGAGAAGGAAUUUGGAGACAAAGUGAGCCUUGAUUCUGUCCUUGAAGCUGUUGAGAAGAUCCAACCACCACCUUCAGAGCAUAACUAG